AUGUAUUCAUGCAUUUAUUUAUUUCUCUUUGCAGUUGUACAGAUGGUUGGCAAGGACCACUUUGUGAUCAAUGCAGUCUUUAUCCAGGCUGUAUGCACGGCACCUGUAGAGAACCUUGGGAAUGUAACUGUGCUAGGAAUUGGGGGGGACUUCUCUGUAAUAAAGUUGAUCGUGACUGUGAAACUAAUCCAUGUGAAAAUGGUGGCACAUGUGUAAUUGCAGCAAAUGGAGUGUCUUGUAUUUGUGCUCCUGGCUGGACUGGAUCUUUGUGUGAAACUGAUAUUGACGAGUGUGCAUCAAACCCAUGCAUGAAUAAUGGCUGGUGUGAAGAUCAAGUUAAUGGAUACAAAUGCCAUUGUCGUCCUGGCUGGCAAGGGGCUCAGUGCCAGCUAGAUGUCGAUGAAUGCAAAGACAGCACCUGUGUGAAUGCAAUCUACUGUCGGAAUCUUCAAGGUAGCUAUGAAUGUCAGUGCCAGGCAGGUUGGACUGGGAAAAACUGUGAUAUGAACAUCAUUGAUUGUGUUGGUCAGUGUCACAAUGGUGCUACAUGCGUUAACCUUGUGAAUGAUUACCGUUGUCAGUGCAGACCAGGCUUUACAGGGCGGCACUGUGAUGCAGCGAUAAAUGGGUGCCAUAGCCUACCUUGUCUAAAUGGAGGUGUAUGUCACGACCUUAACGAUGGCUUCAGGUGUGAGUGUCCCUCAGGCUAUGUUGGUUUGCAGUGUCAGAUUGCUAUCAAUUUGUGCCAACAAAACCCUUGCAGAUCUGGUUCUACAUGUUAUGAUAUGCGAGGAGAUUUCUACUGCCAUUGUCAGCCUGGUUUUGAAGGAAAAACUUGUGAAAAAAAGAAGAAAAUUUGUCCAAAUGGUUCUUGUGAAGUUAUUGACCAAUGUACCAUAACUGUUCCGUCCAACCGAACUAGUGGGGAGGUGCGUUCAAUAUCAUCCAACAUCUGUGGUAAACAUGGAAUUUGUCGAAGCCAGGCUGGAAGUCGUUUUGUAUGUGAAUGCCAGUCAGGCUACCAGGGAACAUAUUGUCAUGAAAACAUAAAUGACUGCUUGCAAAAUCCAUGUCGUAACCAUGGGACUUGCAUUGAUGGAGUACAAUCUUACCGGUGUGUUUGUGCACCGGGAUGGGAAGGUAGUAGCUGUAGCCGCAACACCAAUGAUUGUAGUCCAAAUCCUUGCCAAAAUCAUGGCAUCUGCACUGACAGAAUAAACGGUUUCUGCUGUGUGUCCCAAAGGAUGGAAAGGGAAAACAUGCAAUUCAAAAGUGAGUCUGUGAUUGUUACAUGUUCCAACGGAGGAACUUGUCAGGAUCGUGGCGCAUCAUUUCAAUGUCUCUGUCCAGAUGGAUUCUAUGGCGAUACCUGUCAAAUAGCUUCUUGGCACAGCUGUGAUUCAAACCCUUGUCAGAAUGGAGGAACCUGUGUCAAUUCUGGCGACAGCUUCACUUGUUUUUGUAAGGAGGGAUUUGAAGGCAAUGUCUGUGAGCAGAACAUUAAUGAUUGCUACCCGUUUCCUUGUUACAAUGGUGCUCAGUGUAUUGAUGGUGUAAAUUGGUACUUGUGUGACUGUAGCAAAGGCUUUGCUGGACCAGACUGCAGAAUAAAUAUACAAGAAUGUACUUCGAAUCCAUCUGCUUUUGGCAGUACUUGCAUUGAUGAAAUUGGUAGCUAUAAAUGUAUUUGUCCUCCCGGAAGAACUGGAAAUCAAUGUGAAAAUGUUAUUGGACAUUUGCCUUCUCCUAAUUCCUGUAUUUUCAAACAACAUGCCUACUCUGACAAAAGCUCAUGGAAACAUGAGUGCAAUUCUUGUCAUUGCAACAACGGUCGCGUUCAUUGUACAAAGGUUUGGUGCGGACCCAAAAACUGCUUGAGCCAUCCAAAUGUUUCUGAGCCAGUCGAUAUAUGUGCACAUGAUGAAACGUGUGUUGUAAAAACAACACAGACAUGCUUUACACCACCCUGCUUGCCUUGGGGUCACUGUAAACAUAUAUCAAAGAUUGAAGAUUCUGCUCCCAGAGAUAUACAAACCAACUGUAUACCAAAUGAAGCAAAAAUCAGUAAUAACUGUGCAAAAAUCAACCUUCUCUUUGACAAAUCUCGGAUGCCAAAAGGUGUAUCUGUUGGCAAUAUCUGCAGUUCUCUUCGAGCCUUCCCCAAAGUGCAAGCUUAUGCCAAGAAAGAAACGAUUAUUAUUCUAUGUGCUAUCCAACUUCGAAGAGCUGACUCCAUUGAAAUUACACUGUCACUGGAUAUGAAGCACAAUGAUAAUUCAGGAACCCUGAUUUCUACCUUAAAAGAUCUUGUUGAAGAAACGGCUAAUGCUGUCAGUCAAAAACUUGUCAAUAGCAGUGCCUUAAAAGCUGUCAUCGAUGUCCAGUAUUUGCGUGGCAUUCUUCUUCGCUUCGUCUUCGUUUUUAAAAUGAACGACCACUGUUGCGUAUUUUCUACCUCUAUUAUAGAAGGUAGGUUCUCCUUCAACUCCAUUCAGACAGCGCUCAAUUUCCUCUAUCGGUGCCACUUCUACUUUCUUUGAAGCCACGUUCCACGUUCUGUAUGUUAUAAUAUGUUUCUCUGCGUCUUUCGCUUCUUCUUCAGGUGGUGUGAUCCUCACACAGUCACCUUCUCUCUUCAAGCUGUCGAAAUAAUUCUUCAAAAUCUCCUUCUCGACUGUAACUUCUUCCAACUGUAGUUC
Messenger RNA from Octopus sinensis (East Asian common octopus), 2699 nucleotides. Its product is annotated as protein jagged-1b-like. Gene Ontology annotation, molecular function: calcium ion binding; Notch binding. The record is from RefSeq and is a predicted model, not a curated record. Gene Ontology annotation, cellular component: protein-containing complex; plasma membrane. NCBI's taxonomy places the organism in Eukaryota, Metazoa, Mollusca, Cephalopoda, Octopoda, Octopodidae. Gene Ontology annotation, biological process: establishment or maintenance of epithelial cell apical/basal polarity; Notch signaling pathway; heterophilic cell-cell adhesion.